Molecule: messenger RNA, 369 nt
Organism: Ilex paraguariensis (yerba mate)
Lineage: Eukaryota; Viridiplantae; Streptophyta; Magnoliopsida; Aquifoliales; Aquifoliaceae
Source: the annotation of a GenBank genome assembly
AUGACCAAAACUAAUACGGAACGUGAUGAACAACUCAAUCACCACGGCACUGCGUUAGAUAAAUACAGAGAAAAUAUUGCGAAACUUCAAACAGACGUGACAAACAUCAGCAAGAAGCUUGAUGCAAUCAUGGAACUGUUGUCACAACUAGCCAAGGGUCGAGCGGGUUCAACAUUCAAUCCAUCCGGAUCACGGGUGGAGGACCCGACGGAGUUGCAUCAACCCGAAAACCGCAAAAAACAGAUCAUGGGACAAGCGGCUAUGUUUCAAGAAGAACCCCCUCAACAAUUUUUUCAGCUCCAUCGAACCAUGGAGAAUAUUAAGGUAGAAAUUGCUUCAAUCAAUCUUGAAGGUGAAGCAAUCCAGUGA